This is a messenger RNA of Fusarium pseudograminearum CS3096, 150 nucleotides long. RefSeq lists its product as uncharacterized. Lineage: Eukaryota; Fungi; Ascomycota; Sordariomycetes; Hypocreales; Nectriaceae. The coding region runs from base 1 to 150 and encodes 49 amino acids. The record is from RefSeq and is a predicted model, not a curated record. The transcript has 2 exons.
AUGGCGAUUGAGGAACAGAAAGAGAUGACCAUCGUUUCCUCGUCAGACAGUGGACUUGGCAUCAUAUUGUCGAGCGCCACAAACUCCAAAUUUCUUCGUACUACCACCAUUCCCGACAUGUUUCCCGAGAUGAUCCCCGUGAGUAUCUAG